AGAACGCCACUCUGGACUUCGAGCGGGGGGGGCGGGAGAGGACGCCAGUCGUCAGCCAGCCCGCAGUCUCGCCCGUCGCUUGCUUAUUGUUUUGCGGCAUAAAACUCUUGCCAGAGGACUUGUUUUUUGGGGGCACUGUACGGAGUCGACUGCUUUGCACCCAAACUAAGCGCUGGCUGUAGCUUUGUAGCUAAGGCAGGCUGUAUCCAAGCGUGUCAGAGUCCGCGACGAGGAGACAUGGCCACGACCACUUGUACGCGAUUCACGGACGAAUAUCAGCUGUACGAGGAGCUCGGAAAGGGAGCAUUUUCGGUGGUACGGCGGUGUGUGAAGCUGUGCACAGGUCAGGAAUAUGCCGCCAAAAUCAUCAACACUAAAAAGCUCUCCGCAAGAGACCAUCAGAAGCUUGAGCGAGAAGCUCGGAUCUGUCGACUCCUCAAGCACCCAAACAUUGUUCGUCUUCAUGACAGCAUAUCAGAGGAAGGCUUCCACUAUUUGCUGUUUGACUUGGUGACGGGAGGAGAGCUGUUCGAGGACAUCGUGGCCAGAGAGUAUUACAGCGAGGCUGACGCCAGUCAUUGCAUCCAGCAGAUCCUGGAGGCGGUGCUUCACUGCCAUCAAAUGGGCGUGGUGCACCGAGAUCUGAAGCCAGAGAACCUGCUCCUGGCCAGCAAGUGUAAGAAUGCUGCAGUGAAGCUGGCAGAUUUUGGCCUGGCUAUCGAGGUGCAGGGAGACCAGCAAGCAUGGUUCGGAUUUGCAGGGACACCAGGAUAUCUGUCCCCCGAAGUGCUGAGGAAGGAGGCAUAUGGAAAACCUGUGGACAUCUGGGCCUGUGGUGUGAUCCUCUACAUUUUGCUGGUUGGCUAUCCUCCGUUUUGGGAUGAAGACCAACACAAACUCUACCAGCAGAUUAAAGCUGGAGCUUAUGAUUUUCCGUCGCCCGAGUGGGACACAGUCACCCCGGAAGCCAAAAACCUGAUCAACCAGAUGCUGACCAUCAAUCCAGCCAAGAGAAUCACGGCUCAGGAGGCUCUUAAACACCCGUGGGUCUGCCAACGCUCCACAGUGGCUUCGAUGAUGCACAGACAAGAGACAGUGGAGUGCCUGAAGAAGUUCAAUGCCCGGAGGAAACUCAAGGGAGCUAUCCUCACCACCAUGCUGGUGUCGCGAAACUUCUCAGUGGGUAGCAGGCAGACCACGGCUCCGGCCUCGGUCACUGCCGCUGUCGUUGCCGCGGCAGCAGGCACUACAGCAGGGCUGGUGGAACAAGCCAAGAGUUUACUGAACAAGAAGGCAGAUGUCAAGAAGAGGAAGUCAAGCUCCACAGUUCAGUACAUGCCCCAGACCAACAGCACCAAAAACAGCAUAGUCACAAGCCCCAAAGGAAACCUUCCCUCUCCUGCACUGGAGUCGUCUGACAGCAGUAACGCCACAGUGGAGGACGAGGACACGAAAGGAGAGAGUGUAGAUAGCAACUCAGGUCACAGCCAGUCAAACCUCAGCUCCCAUCCUGAUCACACAAACAUGCCUCGGGGUUCCACCCCUGCUGACUUCUCUUCGACCAAGUUCACAGACCUGCUGGGUACAGUGCGCAAGGGCCCAGGCCCUGUGCCUGACGGAGAGGGGUGUGGCCUCACCCCCUUGGUUGCUCAGCCCACCUCUGUGCCCUGCCCCGCCCCCCACAUCCCCAACGUUCCCAUGCAGAUGUCACGUCUGACGGACCUGGUGAGUGGCGUGCGCAAGAGUACGGCCCCCCAGGCAGACGCCGAGCCCCCAGCGCCUGGGCGACCCCUGCCCGCCCCGGCCCAACCCUCCCCUCCUCUCCAGCCCCCCUCCAGCCCCCUGCCUCCUGUGCACUCGCGCAAGCAGGAGAUCAUCAAAAUCACAGAACAGCUGAUUGAGGCGAUCAACAACGGAGACUUUGAGGCUUAUGCAAAAAUCUGUGACCCUGGUUUAACCUCGUUCGAGCCCGAGGCUCUGGGAAACCUGGUGGAAGGAAUGGACUUCCACAGAUUCUACUUUGAGAACUUGUUGUCCAAGAACAGCAAGCCCAUCCACACCACCAUUCUGAACCCUCAUGUCCACCUGAUCGGCGAAGACGCCGCCUGCAUAGCCUACAUCCGCCUCACGCAGUACGUGGAUGGACAGGGCCGGCCGCGCAGCAGCCAAUCGGAGGAGACGAGGGUGUGGCAUCGCCGGGAUUCCAAGUGGCAGAAUGUCCAUUUCCACUGCUCAGGAGCGCCUGCCGCUCCUCUCCAGUGAAGGUGCCAGCUCGCUGUAGCCACAUUUGAGAAGAGCGCCCAGCCCAAGUGGGCGAGUGUGAGGAAAAAUGGAGAGAAAGAGAGGAAGGAGAGGAAGCCCAGUGUCAGUGCCUGACCCUCCCACACUGGGCUCCGCCCUCACCUGUCAAUCACGUCUCCGUGCAAUGUCCAUCCUGCCCUCUCUUUUGUCGCCCCUCCCCCAGUGUGUUUCCACAUUCUGCUGUGAGUGAAGCUGAAUGGAGUACGGUGGUCUCUAACUGGAGUGGAUGGCGAGGUCCUUCGUGUGCUGGCCGUGGCGUCACGCUUUCUCUCUCACUGUCCCCCGGUGUGAAUGGUGAACCCGUUUCACUGACCUGCGUCCUGGCAUAGAGCAUGUACAUUUUUAAUAUGAUUAUUAUUAUCAUCAUUAAUAUUGUUAUUACUGUUGUUUAUUAUGAUUAGUAUUAUUACUAUAAUGAUUAUUGCAACACAAAAGCAAUCGUGUCAUUUGUUCAAUUCAUAUUCUGGCUACUAGUGAUUUCUGAUUUAAGCCUUUCUUUUGCUCAGCCAUUUGUUUUUGAUAGCAUGGCACUUUUGGUGUAUCCACGGUGGCAGUUCCUAUAGUAACAGAAGGGGAGAUUGCUAAAGCACGGCGUUUUUGUAUGGACUUAUAAAUGUAUCUGAUGAUUCAAAGCUUGUGUUCACACACUUUGUGAGUGAUUGUGUAUUUUUGUGUGUGUGCGUGCGUGCACAUACGCUCUGGCACUAACACUUCCGAGUGAAUGUACAUUUUGUGUGUGUGUGUGUAUACAGGUGUGUGAAUGUGUAUGUGUGUAGGGGACAAGCUAAAUAGAGUGAGUUUGAACACAGUGACAUGUUUGGGGUCUUCCAGCCUUUAUUUGUGCCAUUUUUCUAUUUCAAACAGCAGCUUUUCAUCAUCUCUUCUGAGACUGCUACUUUUUUCUAACAGAGAGUUUUUUUCUCAUCUGAUUUCACAGCGAUAUUCAAAAAGGGCACAACCUCUGAUCACUCCAUAUUACAUCAUUUGUAAUUAUGCUUUGUCACUUAUUUGAAGCAGGGCCCAGAACACCAUCUCCACAUUACGUGCCACCUCCGAAACAUAUCGACAUGGCACCGCACCCGGCCGAGCCUGUUACUGACCUACAGCGAGGGUGGUUUCCACGCACAUGUGUAGCUUCACAGCUCAGCUCAAACUCUAAAGCCAUAACCUAGCUGAAGGUGCUACAUUUAACUCCGACCUGAAGUCCCAGGCCUUCUUGUCCGAAGACCCCAAAUGUCUCCUCACGGAGAUCCGAGGGCACACGCAAACCGCACCCAUAAUGUACACCUCCUUUUGAAAGUGGCGUCACCGUGACGAUGCACAGCAGGAUAAAAGCUAAUACACGGCUGUGACUGACGGCUGUCACGGGGGCUUCUUCAGCUUUUUAAACAGAGAGAGCAUGUAGCAAAACCCUUCUCUGUACUGGUCCAGGCUGUACCUGAUCAUCUACGUGGAGUGACCUUCAUUUGACCGAAUUGCAGUCAGUGGUCCCCUCCCUUUUGUUUUAAUACCAUUUCCAAAUUUGUCAGAAGUGUUGGAUAUAAUCAGUAUUACUCAUUGUGUUUUAAUGGUUUUAUAUAAUAUAUAUAUAAAUAUAAAUACAUAUAUUUAUCUUUUGUUUGCUCUCAGUUUUCAUGGCUCUUUUGAAGGGGAUUUCGUAUGUUUGUACUUGAAGGCAUUUUGCCACCAUGGAAAUGAAGGCGUCCCCCGCGGAUAGGCAGCAUGUAAGGUAUUUUAUGACGUGGUAAUCUUCAUUACAGAGAUGUGAAGAGGUUUUUUUGGCAGAGUCCGGGGGGUUGAGAAGCUUUUCAAAACAUGGAGAUUGGGAAAUGUAAAUUUUCCUUACAUAACAGUGUACUUAUGAGGAUGGAUGUCCAAUCGAACAUAUUGCAUCCAGUACAGCUGACCUAAACUCCGGUUCUGACGCUGCAGGCAUGAAAGGGACUGAAGUAGGAGAGACGUCUAUUGGUCAGGUCAAGGAAAUGACCUUGUGACCUUAACCCAAGAGAGGAGAGGAGUAAGACGAGGCCAUUUCAGAAGCUCAUUCAUUGUUUGUGUCCUCAGGUCAUAUUUAUUUUUUAUUUAUUUAUUUAAAUAUUUUCUCAUUUUUUGACAUGCUUUUUAAUUGUCUAUCAUUCAUCCUUCUGUCCUGCCAAGUUUUGCUAACAAACUUUUCCCGUUUUACGAUGUGAUGAAGAUGUUAGGCUUUAGUGAACAUUGUUGAUUUUUGAUCUUUAGAACUUCGAUGUGCUCUUGCAUGUCCAAAGGCCUUUUUUAUCCAGCUGGGGAGGAUGGGAAGUGUCUAGGCCUGGAGCGACCCCACCGGGCCAACCCACCUGGGCUCCUGUUCUUUGCGCUAGUGUCGUGCUGUUGACUGGCUGUAUUUCAGAGCUCAAUCUUUGUUGCGUUUCCCCUCGUGUCUGACUCUGGCUGUCUCGUCUUGCCUAGCGAUAAGAGGCAGUUACAUGUUUUAUACAACGUGUGCGUGUGCUUAAAACGCCCUGGCAGUCCACUCCCUGGAAAACAAAAAAGACAAAAAAAAAAAAAGCAUGUAAAAAUGUACUAAUGUUCUUUGUGUGUUUUAGCAUUGAAAAUAAUCAUGUAAAAAAGUGAAGAUUCGCAUUAAUACUAUUAAACAGGACACAGUAUUAAAUUCUAGCAUUUUAGCCAGAAUUUCUUUGCAUGACGGUCACUCAAACACAAACUUGGUGUUCAUUCUUUUUUUUUCUUUUUUUUGGUUGUUAUUUUCAGUUACUAUUGAAUGCAGGUUAAGUAAACCUUUCUCUUAUCUAUUUUCCAAGCUUUGUAAGUGCAUAAAAUAUUUUUGUCUCAAGAUGAUAAAGAUGAAGAUUAUGUAACUGAAAGUUAUAAUGUUAAUGAGAUUAAGAUUAUGAGAAUGGUGGUGAUAUUUCAAUGGCAUGCUUUUGUAUUCAAACUCACUGUUGUCAAUGCAGGCUGGCUGAACUUUGAGAAGGUAUAGGAACUGAACCUUGAGACGCUCCUGUAUGUCUGCUGUAGCUACACAGUAAGGGUUUCAACAAGAGUGCACAAAUGUCUGAAUAUUCCAUUUGCGUUCAGUACAAAUAAUAGAAUUUCUCUCGUCCAUAGACAGUGAAGUCAUUUAUAGUGUUUGACCUUCACCAGUGCUGUUAAUACACACGUGCUAAUGGAGUCAAAUUCGGAGUUGCUCUUAUUGAUGUUGGAUUUUCGGAUUGAUUUUCACAUGAUAGGAUUACGUUUGGGAACACGCCUGAACCCGAAGUAUAAAUGUACUUCCAUUCAAGCUGCGCAUGACCGUGCGACUGAGUUCUGGCUAGUCCAUGAAUCUGAAGCGCAUGCUCUCUUCAUGAGGCUGUGAAGAGCACAGUGAUGUUACCUGCACUGACAACACAGAGCUCAGCUGCUUUUAGUCCUGCAUUGUUUUCACUGUUUUGAUCCCUUCCACGUUUUCCUGUUCCAUCUCACUGUAUAGUUUCUCUGAAGAUGAACUCCCCACCGUACCAUCUGUCAUUUGUUUGGUUUCUGUAUAAGAUAAUAUUCUCUUUUAUUUCUUGGAUUAUUCU
Molecule: messenger RNA, 5864 nt
Organism: Electrophorus electricus (electric eel)
Lineage: Eukaryota; Metazoa; Chordata; Actinopteri; Gymnotiformes; Gymnotidae
Source: RefSeq, a predicted model, not a curated record